Oryza brachyantha (malo sina) is the source of this 1541-nucleotide messenger RNA. RefSeq lists its product as uncharacterized. The transcript has 5 exons. Bases 161 to 943 code for a protein of 260 amino acids. The record is from RefSeq and is a predicted model, not a curated record. Lineage: Eukaryota; Viridiplantae; Streptophyta; Magnoliopsida; Poales; Poaceae.
GGCACUGAAAACUCAUGAUUGUCAUAUCCUUCUACAGAGAAUAUUGCCUGUAAGCCUACGAGGAGUCCUGGAUAAGGAAAUUUAUGAAGCAAUUGCUGAAUUAGGUAACUUUUUCCAGCAAAUAUGUGCUAAGACAUUGAAGGUAGAUGUCUUGAACAAAAUGAGAGGUGAAAUCCCAAUAAUAUUAUGCAAGCUUGAGAAAAUUUUUCCACCUUUUUUUGAUGUCAUGGUACACUGGGCUAUUCAUUUAAUCGAUGACACAAUCCUUAGGGGUCCGGUUCAGUAUGGAUGGAUGUACCCAGUUGAGCGUAGGUUGCUUACCUUGAAGCGUUUUGUGAGGAACAUGGCAAGACCCGAGGGGUCCAUUGCAGAGGCAUAUGUCGCAAACGAAUGCUUGAAUGCUUGCUCUAGGUAUUUUGAUGAUGUUGACACACGACACAAUCGUGAGGGCAGGAAUAGAGAGCGUGUAGUUUUGAGAGAAGGUGGUUUAUCUCUUUUCCAGCAUGGAGUCAUUCUUCUCGGGGCACCGAGGAUGACGUACAAUGAGAAGGAUUAUGAUAAGAUGCUUUGGUAUAUCCUCAACAAUACUCCGGAGGUUGAGCCAUUUAUAGAGAUAUGCAGGACAGAGUUAGAGAGUGCUGGCAUUGUUGAUGUUGAUAGAGCUCUUGCUAAAGAAUUUGCAGGAUGGUUUAAGAAACAUCUCGCAAGCAGAAAAUUUGUGCAUGGAGAAGAAAUCGAUGAAGACCUAUAUGCAUUGGCAAGUGAACCACAUCUUAGAGUUCAUUUAUUUUCAGGAUGUCUUGUUAAUGGUGUUCGCUAUCACACCUUGGACCGUGAGAGAAGUAGAAAAACACAAAAUAGUGGUGUCAUGGUUGAGGGCUCCCAUAAUGGAGAAGAUAUAGACUUUUAUGGACAAAUGUGCCAAAAACCAACUGAAUCGUGAAAAAGUUCAGUUUCAGCAGCGUACCGGAUCUCGGUCUUACAUUGCACAUGCCUAUGUUGUGGAAUGAGGUGGCUAGGCUUGGAAUUUGAUGGCUGGUGUCUGUGUAGUUAACUUUCGAGGUUGUGAUCGCUUUUGGUACUAUGGAACUUGGUGGUGUAUGUAGCUGCUAGAACUUGGUGCAAGCUACUGGUUAAUUGCAGGUUGGCGCUUUUGGUGGCUAGAAAUUUUUUUGCGUUGGUUGCUGGAACCCAAUAUUUUUUGGCACUAGUUGCUGGUUGCUGGCAGGAUGCAAGCCAGAAUUGCAGUGGCUGCUUUGUGGAAAUUUUGUGCCGACUGUAGGCAAGAUGCACGCCAAAACUUAGUAGUGGUUGCUAGGUGAAAUUUUUUUGUGCAGUAACUUGGAACUACUUGUAGUAACUUUGUAGUCGGCUAGGACUUGUGUAAUUGGAUGGUGGAUGGAUUAUUUUUAUUCAUGCUUUAUGCUUUUGUAUGGAAACAUGUUGGAUACUGUAUUCUGAAACUUGCUUUUGUAUGUGCUGAAAAAUUAAUUAUGGCUCGAAUGUGAUUAUAAUAUAAUUAUGCAAAUGGUUUUUGUUUA